AUGUCUGACGUUGAAACUCCAGUUCAAGUGCAAGAAGAAUUCGAAGUUGUUGAAGAAUUCACCCCAGUCGUUUUGGCCACUGCCAUUCCAGAAGAAGUUCAAAGAGCUCAAACUGAAGUUAAAUUAUUCAACAAAUGGUCCUUUGAAGAAGUUGAAGUUAAAGAUGCUUCUUUAGUUGAUUACAUUCAAAUCAGACAACCAAUCUUUGUCUCUCACACAGCUGGUCGUUACGCCAACAAGAGAUUUAGAAAGGCUCAAUGUCCAAUCGUUGAAAGAUUAACUAAUUCCUUGAUGAUGAACGGUAGAAACAACGGUAAGAAGUUGAAGGCUCUAAGAAUCGUCAAGCACACUUUGGAUAUCAUUAACGUCUUAACUGAUGCUAACCCAAUCCAAGUUGUUGUCGAUGCCAUUACCAACACCGGUCCAAGAGAAGACACUACUAGAGUCGGUGGUGGUGGUGCUGCCAGAAGACAAGCUGUCGAUGUCGCUCCAUUGAGAAGAGUCAACCAAGCUAUUGCCUUGUUGACCAUUGGUGCCAGAGAAGCCGCCUUCAGAAACAUUAAGACCAUCGCUGAAACUUUAGCUGAAGAAUUGAUCAACGCUGCUAAGGGUUCUUCCACUUCCUACGCCAUCAAGAAGAAGGAUGAAUUGGAACGUGUUGCCAAGUCCAACCGUUAA
Molecule: messenger RNA, 678 nt
Organism: Naumovozyma castellii
Lineage: Eukaryota; Fungi; Ascomycota; Saccharomycetes; Saccharomycetales; Saccharomycetaceae
Product: 40S ribosomal protein uS7
Exons: 1
Coding region: 1-678 (225 amino acids)
Source: RefSeq, a predicted model, not a curated record